AUGGUUGAGAUCUUGGGUUCAAGAGGCGUUAUUGAUAUGGGGAUUAGCAAUGAAGCUACAGUGGCUGAAGCUGUUCUCGGUGUAAGACGUAGAAGAAGGCAUCGUACUGAGUUGUUAAAUGCCAUUGAGUCUGAGAUGGUUGCAGUUAAAGAGAGGUUGCGGGAAAAUGUGGAAGAUAUUACACCCAAGUAUGCUUUUAUUACAUGGUUAGCCAUGUUGGAUAGGCUAACAACUAUGGACAGGGUUGCGAGAUGGAUCGUGUUGAUGUUACUUGUGCUCUUUGUAAAAAUGCUGCAGAGUCCCUCUGAUAGAGAUAAGAAGAGAUCCUUUUGUUUGAGAUAUGGCUUUCAAACCAUCAUCUAUGUGAUAUGGCGUGAAAGGAAUAAGAUUACGCAUGGAGAAAGCCCAUUGCCUAUGAAUGCAGUGAAGAAGCUUAUUGAUAAGGGAGUUAGGAACAAGUUAAGCCUACUGAGAUCAAGAGGAGGUAAGGGUAUGGAAUCUGCCCUUCAAUAUUGGUUUAGCACAAGGACAUGA
Messenger RNA from Brassica napus (rape), 534 nucleotides. RefSeq lists its product as uncharacterized. The coding region runs from base 1 to 534 and encodes 177 amino acids. Lineage: Eukaryota; Viridiplantae; Streptophyta; Magnoliopsida; Brassicales; Brassicaceae. The transcript is spliced from 3 exons. The record is from RefSeq and is a predicted model, not a curated record.